Messenger RNA from Brienomyrus brachyistius, 3463 nucleotides. It is a transcript of the gene crmp1, whose product is annotated as collapsin response mediator protein 1. Gene Ontology annotation, cellular component: cytosol; cytoplasm. Lineage: Eukaryota; Metazoa; Chordata; Actinopteri; Osteoglossiformes; Mormyridae. The record is from RefSeq and is a predicted model, not a curated record. The coding region runs from base 449 to 2560 and encodes 703 amino acids. Gene Ontology annotation, molecular function: hydrolase activity, acting on carbon-nitrogen (but not peptide) bonds, in cyclic amides. The transcript has 16 exons.
CUUGCAAACGAAGCGUGAGAAAAGCUCUGGCACGCUGGAUCUGAGACAAGAAGUGCGUCAAUCCCAGGAGAAGAGACUGCCUGUAGUAUCUCUGCAUAGGGGACCUGCGUCAAGUUAUUCUUCACUCUAUGCCACAGCCACCGCUGACCUUUAGUGGUAUAUCAAGGUAUCGAAACCAGUUACCUUACCUUACUUUACCUUACUUUACCUUAGUCAUCAGGCUCCCUCCCUGACCCAUCCGCGGAUCAUCGGGACAGUGGAGCACGUUGUUUUUGCUGCAGCUACCAAGGUCGAAGGGGAGCAUCCUUAUCCUUGCGUUCAGAUCUAUCGGGAUCGUAUUCCUGUUGGAGCCUGGAGUUGGUGGGAGGCUUGGAGAACGGUCUUCCUAAUUUCCCGGAGCACCGCCGCAAUACUUCCAAGAGAUCCCAGUAUUUGCAUUUGCGAAGGCAUGUCUGACUACCACCGGCGCUGGAAUAAGGAAGAUGACCUGCCGGUUUACCUGGCCAGACCCGGCAGCACGGCUCAGACUCCGCGGCAGAAGUCGUAUGGGAUGUUCUCCUCGGUGGAGGGAGCCUUCGAGAACAAGACCAUAGAUUUCGACUCGUACAGCGUCGGCAGGAAGGGGAGCAGGAGCCCGAGAAGCGGGAGCAGGGAAAACCUUGUAGACGGAGACUAUUUUAGUGGAUCGGCCAGCGAAACGAGUGAAAUCGGCGGCUCGCUGCUCAGUUCCCCCAGCGACGACAAGACCCCCGGAGUGGAGAUAAAAUACUCGUCCGGGAAGGAGUUUCUCCAAGGGGAGCAGAAUGAGAAGAGUGACCGUCUGCUCAUCAAGGGUGGAAGGGUCGUCAACGAUGACUUGUCCUUCUUUGCUGAUAUCUAUCUGGAAGAUGGGGUGAUUAAACAGCUGGGGGAGAACCUAAUCGUGCCAGGAGGCGUGAAAAUAAUCGAGGCAAGCGGCCGCAUGGUGAUCCCCGGAGGCAUCGAUGUCAACACCUGCCUGCAAAAGCCCUACCUGGGUACCCAGACUGUGGAUGACUUCUUCCAGGGCACCAAGGCAGCACUGGCUGGGGGCACCACCAUGAUCAUUGACCACGUGUCCCCCCAGCCUGGGGCCAGCCUGCUGCAGGCCUUUGAGAAGUGGCAUGAGGCAGCAGAUAAGAAGUCCUGCUGCGACUAUUCCUUUCAUGUGGACAUCCCUCACUGGCACGAGGGCGUCAAAAAGGAGCUGGAGAUCUUGGUGCAGGAGAAGGGGGUCAACUCCUUCCAGGUGUACAUGGCCUAUAAGGAUCUGUACCAGAUGACUGACACUCAGCUCUAUGAGGCCUUCACUUUCCUCAAGGAGCUGGGCGCCGUGGUGCUGGUGCACGCAGAGAACGGUGACCUCAUCGCUCAGGAGCAGAGUAAGAUCCUCGGGAUGGGCAUCACUGGGCCUGAGGGACAUGUGCUGAGUCGCCCCGAAGAGCUGGAGUCCGAAGCUGUGUUUCGUGCUGUCACCCUGGGCAACCGGGUCAACUGCCCCAUCUACAUCACCAAGGUGAUGAGCAAGAGCGCGGCGGACAUCGUGGCCCAGUCAAGGAAGAAAGGAUCUGUGGUGUAUGGGGAGCCCAUCACAGCCAGCUUGGCAACAGACGGAACACACUACUGGAGCAAAAACUGGGCCAAGGCUGCGGCGUUUGUGACAUCCCCGCCCCUCAGCCCCGAUCCCACUACGCCGGACCAUCUCAACACUCUGCUGGCCUGUGGGGACCUCCAGACAGUGGGCAGCUCCCACUGUGGUUACAGCACUUCCCAGAAGGCCAUUGGGAAGGACAACUUCACACUCAUUCCUGAAGGCACCAACGGGGUAGAGGAGCGGAUGUCCUUCGUGUGGGACAAGGCUGUGGCUGUGGGCAAGAUGGAUGAAAACCAGUUUGUGGCCGUGACCAGCACUAACGCUGCCAAGAUCUUCAACCUGUACCCCCGGAAGGGCCGGAUAGCAGUGGGCUCCGAUGCUGACAUCGUCAUCUGGGACCCCGACAAGAUCAAGACCAUCACGGCCAAGACACAGCAGUCGGCUGUGGAGUACAACAUCUUUGAGGGCAUGGAAUGUCGAGGGGGGCCGCUGGUGGUCAUCAGCCAGGGAAAGAUCGCUUUCGAAGGUGCUAACCUGUCCAUGCAGCAGGGAGCCGGACACUUCAUCUCGCGCAAACCCUUCCCCGACUACGUCUACCAGCGCAUCAAGAUGAGGAACAAGGCAAUGGCAAUGCACGGUGUGUCGCGAGGCAUGUAUGACGGCCCAGUGUACGACAUCCCCAUCACCCAGAAGUACAUCACCCCUUCGCCGUCCGCCAAGACGUCACCUACCAAGAACCAGCCCCCUCCAAUCCGGAACCUCCACCAAUCCAACUUCAGCCUAUCAGGGCCGGACUCUCAGCAGUUGGAGGGUAACACAAAUACAAGCAAACAUAACAAGCACACAUCAGCUAUAGGUGCCCAAGCUGACGACAAUGUCCCUAGGCGCUCUGGCCACCGCAUAGUGGCGCCCCCCGGUGGCCGUUCCAACAUCACCAGCCUUGGCUGAGCUAUAGUCCUGUGGGGGGGAGAGGUUGACCUUCGAGUGACAGAUCAGUGAGGAGAGUUGUGUGGUUCCUUUCUGUCUCAGUGUCCUGUUUUGUUUCACCGGCCAACUUUCCCAGUGUAUGGAAAAACAAAAGUAUCCUUCCAUCCAGCUGACAGGAUGCGGUGACUGUAGUGUUAUGUUAUUUUUGUUUUUUGGGGAUUUAACACGAUCACAUGUCUGUCCUAUAACCAAUGCAAGCAUGGUGCUUCAAUGGCCUCGCCCCCCCACCUUUAGUGAACACAAACUAAAGUAUAUCAGUAUUGUUUUGUAAAUGGACAUGGUAUUGUUGCACAUCCUGAGUCCGAUUGAAUAGUUGGUUAGUUGCAUGUAGAUACACAUUUUUGACGUCGAUAAGUAUUAUCCGAAUUUUACGUUGUCAGUACACGCCAGAGUUGAUCACUUGCUUCCCACUGUGCAGCAGUGAACUUAAAUGGGUUUACAUUCACGAAAUAUAAUGAGGGUCAGGAGACAUCUGCAGAUGGACCAUGGCUGAGAUCACCGUCGCGUCAGGUAGCAAAAAUCGCCAACUGUGACAGCAGCCCAGCAGCAGCGGCCAACAUCAUGCUGGGUCCUUCUUUAGGGUGGCCAGCUACAUGCCUAUCUGAUCGCCUAUGCGAUGAAGAAGCACACCCCUGCCCCCAGCCCCCACCAUGGAGAAGUCAUACGAGGGGGGGGCAUCUUACAGUUUCACUUUCCUUAAAAGUGCUUUGAAAACUCUCCACUGACCUAUUUCUAACUUUUUUAUUUGCAGGUUUACUUUAUAUACAGACUCAUACCUAACAGCCUUGUUUUAUUUCGUUGCUGUGUAGUGUCUUAAGAAUGAAAUCUUCCAUCAUUGUGAAAUAAAACAGUGGAAACUUUAAA